Molecule: messenger RNA, 1739 nt
Organism: Hibiscus syriacus
Lineage: Eukaryota; Viridiplantae; Streptophyta; Magnoliopsida; Malvales; Malvaceae
Product: probable polygalacturonase
Exons: 5
Coding region: 1-1416 (471 amino acids)
Biological process (GO): carbohydrate metabolic process
Molecular function (GO): polygalacturonase activity
Source: RefSeq, a predicted model, not a curated record
AUGGUUAGUUCUGUUUGCAUUUUUUCGCAGCUGGUGGAUGUGCUUCUCGUACUUGCAUUUUUCAGUCAUAUUACAUGGGCUGUCAGUGGCAGCUCACCUUGCAAACAGACCGAUGUCGGGGUGAUUCGGCCUCAUAGUGUCACCAUUACCGAAUUUGGCACGGUUGGAGACGGUGUCACUCUCAAUACAAAAGCAUUUCAGAAUGCCAUCUUCUACCUCAAUUCCUUUGCUGACAAAGGUGGGGCCAAGCUUUUUGUCCCGGCUGGUCGGUGGUUGACAGGAAGCUUCAAUCUCAUCAGUCACCUAACCUUGUGGUUAGAUAAGGAUGCGGUAAUUCUUGGAUCAAAGACUUCUGAUGAUUGGCCACUUGUUGAUCCAGUGCCAUCCUACGGUCGAGGCAGGGAGUUACCCGGUGCAAGGCACCAGAGCCUCAUAUACGGUCGCAAUUUGACUGAUGUAAUCAUAACAGGUGAUAAUGGAACUAUUGAUGGCCAGGGCAGUGUUUGGUGGAACUGGUUUAGAAGCAAAACUCUGAACUAUACUCGGCCCCAUCUGGUUGAAUUGAUGAACUCGACUGGGGUUGUAAUCUCGAACUUGACUUUCUUGAAUUCUCCGUUUUGGAACAUUCACCCAGUUUACUGCAGCCGUGUCACGGUCCAGAAUGUCACAAUCAUGGCUCCUUUGGAUUCACCAAACACGGAUGGGGUUGAUCCAGACUCUUCUGAUGAUGUUUGCAUUGAAGACUGUUAUAUUAGCACUGGUGAUGAUCUAAUUUCCAUCAAAAGUGGGUGGGAUGAGUAUGGCAUCUCAUUUGCUCGUCCCAGCACAAAUAUCGUCAUCCGCAGGAUCAUUGGCCACAAUCGGAACGGCUCCGGGAUUGCAAUUGGAAGUGAGAUGUCUGGAGGUGUUUCUGAAAUUUAUGCAGAAGACAUCUUUUUAUUCAAUUCAAGCACGGCUAUUAAAAUAAAAACUGCUCGUGGAAGGGGUGGUUAUGUGAGAAAUAUCUAUAUUUCAAAUGUGACCCUGCCCGGUGUAGACACGGCUAUAAUUUUCAAUGGUAGCUUUUCUCAGCAUCCAGAUGAGUUUUACGAUCCGAAUGCUCUCCCCGUGAUAGAAAGAAUUACCUUCAAAGACGUCACGGGAGAUAGCAUAAAAGUCGCCGGCCUCCUCAAUGGCAUCGAAGGGGACAGUUUCCGUCAUGUUUGCUUAUUGAAUAUAACUCUCAGUGUAACCACAGAGUCUCCAUGGAACUGCUCAAAUGUUCAAGGAUACUCCGAUUUGGUUUCCCCAAAAACUUGUGAACCUCUGAAGGAAAGCAUCAACCCGAAGUAUUAUUCGGAUUGUUACCUUCUACCAGUCAUCUGUCGAGUUCAGGUAAUCAAAACAAAGGUUCUUGGUUGCUUUCGUGGUAAAUAAUGGAAACAAAGCAUUAUUCAGAUUGUUACCCUCUUUCAUCAAUUUUGAUUUCUUUACCCGGAAUUUUGAUUCUUCCCACUUCUCGAAACAAACAUCCUAGCACCUCUCCAAGAGAACGGUGCCCGACAUAAGAAGUUGAUUGUUUAUUGUAGCUGUGUGCAGUAGCAGAUAAUUGAGUGUGAUUAGAUGAAUGUCUUUUGUUUUUUUUUUCCCUUCUCCUUUACCCUUUUGGCUGCAUGUCAAGUUUUGUUAUGUUCAUAUGGAACAAGUUCUUCAAAAAAAAAAAAGGUUCAAUGAAAAUAGAAUCAUAGAAAUAUUUACAU